CUUUUUUUUUUUUUUUUUUUGGUCUUACAAAUUUGCCUUUUCUGGGUAUUUUAUAUAAAUGGUGUUUUAUGAUUCAUUGUGCCUAACAACUGCUUUCAGUUAGUGUAAUGUUUUAGGGUUCAUAUAACUUUUAGCAUAGAUUAGUUUUGAGACAGGGUUUCUGUAGCUAAUACUAGUGCAAAGCCCUUGGACCCUUCUGCUGCCGCCUUCUCAGUACUGGGGUUAUAAACACACCCCACACACAUGGUUUACCUCAUUCCCUGCAUCCCGAGCUCCGUCUCCUAGGUGUUACUGGUUAAUAGUCAGUCUACUGUGGAUGUGUUCAAGGUUGUUUACUCAUUUACUAGUUGAUGGGAAUUUGGGUUAUUUCUAAAUAUUCAUGAGUAGUACUUCCACAAACAUUGCUGUACAGGUGUUUUGGGAACCCAUGUUUUCCAGUUCUCUUGGGUGUAUAAUCAGGAGUUUCACCUUUUCCAGCGACAUUGCACCAUUUUAUAUUCCCAGCAAAGACGAAUGAUGGUCAUUCCAGUGCACCAGCUCCUCACCAGCACUGUCUACCUUCAGGAUAAAGCCUAUUCCGUGAGGGGUGGGGAGUAGUCCCUACUGGGAGUGGUUCCCCCUACCGAGAGAUAAACGAUCUUGACUACUCGUCUUGGCUUGUGCGUGUUGACUGUGUCUUAUCUAGAUACAUAUGUUUUAAGACCAUCUGGUUGUUUUCUGCUGGGUUAUCUGCCUUUCAUGUUUGAGCCAUAAGUGUUCUUCAUAGAUUGUGCUCAUGGGUACCUAUAUGACUUGUGAUCAUCCCAUGGUAUGUCUUUUCUCUUUCUUGGUCAAGUUUUUAGUUGGUGGGAAUCCAGGCUAAUCUGUUUUCUUAGUGCCUUCCUUGGUGCAUUGUUCUUUACAAACCAUUGCCUAACCUAAGCUCACAAAAACUCCUUAACGUGUUUAGGUUUUUGAUCCACUCGGUGUAUGUUGUUGUGUAGAGGGCUAUAGUCCUUCAGCUUGUGGAAUACCAGUUGCUCCAGAGCCAUUUCUUGAAAACGGCUUGUCUUGGCACAUGUGCUGAGAAUCAAUUCAGCACAGAUGUUUGAGCUGACCUAAUUCUGUUCCUUUAAUCUUUGUGUCCAUCUGUGGUCAGUUCACAAUCUGGACUACAGCUAGGUAUAUGGUCUCCAAGGGUUCCUGAGAACUCCUGCAACCUUGGUUUCCUGGCCUUCAACUUUUACAGGACAGACAGAGGAUAUAUUUACAACACUUGAUAAUGAGAUGCAUGGUAUUUCUUAGCACUUUUUUUAAAAAAAAAUAAUUUUUAUUGUUCUCGUUGCAAAAGGAGGUAACACCAAGUUUGUAUUGCUGAGAAAACUUACAUGCAAUGUGAGAAUAAAAAGAAUUUUCCCAAUCCAAACAUUUCAUUUGACCUACUUAAACUUCCAUGCCUCAUAAUGGGCUUAAAUAUUUUACUGCCCUGGAGGCAGUCUCCAAAGAGUGGCUUUGUGUAACCCAAUUCUAGUUCACACCCAUGCUUUCCCAGUGUAGUUUUCUGUGAUAAAAACAUUCAUCUCUGCAAGCUCAUGAAUUUUAGGAAAGCAUCCAGUUUUGCUCAGAGAGCCACUGUUGAGAGGCCUGGGAGGCAAAGCCCAGAUUCUUGAGGGAGGGUCUUUUUGCAGUGGAUGGGUGGAGGAGAGAAGGGAGGAUGUGCCUCUGUCCUGAGGAGAAGGAUCCUUGUACUGAAAAGGCACUCAAUUUGAACAUUUGUUAUGUACCUGGGAACAUUUGCAUGGUUGGGAGAUGAAGACCCGGAACUCCUGUGUGUGGCCACCUUUGCCGUUAGUUACUUCUUGGCAAAGUGUAGCCUUUCCUGGUGGACUCACAGGAAGUAAAGCUUUCAUCAGAUCUGCCCAUCUCUGCAGGUACAACCAGGUCAGAUUUACACAGGUCUUUCUCCUCUUAGAACUUCCUUUUAUUGUUACUUUUCCCACUUUGAUCAGGAUAAACUGUGAAAGUAUGUGUGGAACAGAAACGCUUCACCAGACAAUACCCCAGAAUUCUGUGGCUGUGUGUGCUGGCUCAGCUUUGGAUUCUAGGUCUGCACUCAGAGGGCCUGCAAACAGCUCACUCUGUACCAUAUUUCUUAGGCCAGGAACAGUCAAAACUAUUUUUUCUAGUGCCCUUUCCCCUGGUGGACAGCUAGUUGAAGCCUUUGGGAGUAAGAGCACUUCCCAGGACACGGGCCCAACCCUUCCUCCCACAGCCCCAUUUAAAGUAGUUUAAAAAUAGCUCCCACUUAAGGCUUCGUGGCAGGCCAUGACAACUUUAUAAAAAUUGUGUAUUUACUUUUCCCCUCUUUGUUGCUUAUUAAAACACUGCUUAUCACUGAUUCCCGGAGAAAUACAUUUACUGCCAAGCCAUGAAAGAAAGUUGUGCUCCUCUGGGCAUAUGGCUAAGCGCAAGGCAUGUAGAAUGUUCAGGGUACAAUUCAGCCAGUUUGGUUGUGAUGGCUUAUGAGGAGGACCCUGUUCAACUACUUAGAGGGCCUGAAAAGCCUCUGUUAACCUGCAUGUUUCCUGUGUGGUAGGCCCUGUGUAAAGGCCCAGAUCCCUGAUGGUUAACAAGGCUGACAGGCCUAGUUUCAUGGAAUUUACAUUGUCAUUUGGAAUUAAACAAGCGUAUAGUAAAUUAUUUUAUACACUAUAUUUGAAAUCUCCGUGUGGAAAGCCUUUUAAUUUCUAGAGCGUUUCUUUCUGCAGUCCUACUGCCUUUCCUCUGUAAGCUCCCCUGUUGACUUCCCACCACACUCAGUGUAGAAGUUGAAUCUGCAUCAUGGUCUGGAAGACCCUCCAGGAUUCGUCUCGGCAGCCUAUGCUGCCUCGUCCAUCCCUCCCACCCUAAGCUGCUCAGCCAUUCCCACAACCUUAACAUUUAUAGCUGUUCAGGCCUUUAUAUUUUCUUUCCUCUUCUUGGAGUGCUCUUUCUCCAAAUUUCCACAUUUCUGACUCGUUGGGUCUCUUUUGAACUAGCCCGCCAUUUGAUUAGAGAAGUCUUUCCUGAGCAGACCACUUUUAAAAAAAACAUUUUUUUCUUUCCAGUCCGUUCCCAGAAAGAAAAGAUGAUUCUGAGAUUUAAUUAUUUAUUAUUACUUGCUUUUACCACAAUCUUUGGCUAAUUCCCUGACUACCUGGUAACUACCUGGUAUUUAUAACCCAUUCAGACCAUCCCACACGGCUAGUCUCCUUCAGUUUCAACCUGCUUCUUCCUCAGCAUCUCAGUCUCGCUCAAAUCUCCCCUCAUCACAUCCUCCCGAAUCUCUCCCUCAGUCUCUCACUAUUUCCCAGAAUGCUCUCUCUUCCUGCCAGUGUCUCGCCUCCUACUUCCUGCCUCAGCUUAUUGGCUAUAGGCUUCUUUAUUGACAGGUGAUGCUUGUAAGAGAUUGUACCGCCCACCAUUGCUACCAAUGUGUCUAUUUAUUUGCUUUAAUUUCCUCCCUCAGAUCUUGGAUCCUCUAGCAUAAACAUGCAUGCUCUCACAUUUUGUUUUGUUUUCCAUUUGAAGUGUUGUCUGUGUCUCAUGCACACAUCCCCAUGUGGGAUGUAGACAGUGACUUUAUCUCAACUAUUUAUGUAACCCCCAUAUCCAAGACACUGGUUCAAGGGAGAAGAACCCACAGAUUGUUGAAUAAAUGGAGACUACAGUUUAAUGUGACUGUGUGUCUAAGCUUCAAGACCUUUCAGUGGCCCUGUUUCUUAUUAUCCUUCAGAGUUGUCUCAUUUUAGUUAUAGGACAUGAAUUCUCUUCUCAUUCUUAUUCCUGUUCUUUGUUUCCUCCACAUAUAAUGUUUUUCAUCAUAGAAUAGUUCUCUUUAUCUUGUCUGAAAACUUAAAUUCAGUAUGCGUACCUUUCUGCCUAACCAUUCCCGAGUCUACCCACAAGCUCUCAGAUUCUUAGUUUUAACCAAUCAUUGUUAAUUUCAUUCACUAGGCAAGUGUUUUAGCAUACACGCAUUAAUAAGUGCAUCAGCCUACAAAGACGAAAAAGUUGCAGUGCCCAUCCUUAGGAAUCCCACAGUUCAGGGUGUUUCGGUUUAUUGCUCUGGAAUUCAGUAAGCCAUGGAAUAUCUAUAGAAAACGUACGCCUAGCAUAGUUCAUGGUACUGCAGGAUCAAACACAAGAUACGUAGUUCCUUGAGAUUAGAUUCUAAGUAGUACUGUAAGAGUAGCCUGCAUUAAGGCAGCAAUGGUAAGUAUAAAACAAGUGUUAAUUAUCAGAGGUAUCAUAGUGACUUAAAGGGCAGAGUGGCGGCUGCACUGGGUGGUUGAGUAACGAGGUGUUAAUGGGUGGACAUGACUAUUAGGAUGUGCUGAGCUUGUCACCACACCAGGGCGGGCAGGGGUGCAGCGGCUCCUUUCAGAUCUCAAAGAGGCCUCCUAUUUAUACUCAUUUCAUAGAAGGGGAAUGGUGGGUCUCUUAGGACUCUUCUGUCUGAGGAGGAAGAGAAUGUGGUAGGCUGUGCAGUCUGUCUUUCAGGGCUUCGGCACCCAGGAGUACAGACAGAUGCUGGGAAGCCUGGCUUUUCCUCGGAUGGAUGGUUCUACUCCUCCAUCUCCAGACCUGGGCUUGUCUGGAGGAGGAGCUAAGGCUUGCCUCUCUCUGUGCCCAGGCUGCUGCUCCCUGGGCCACAAAUUCCGUUUGGCACAACUUGGCCUUGGAAAAAUAUUUUCCCAUAGUUUCCAAAGAGCUUUGUAAGUAAAGGGUUUAUUUAGUCUUUUAUCAGCUAACUAAUACUUUUGUCAGAAAUACAUCAAAUUCAUAAGAAUUUUAGAAAUUUAGAAAUAUUUUUCUUUUUAUAGCAAUGCAUCAUUAUUAUAAAAUAGCCUUUAGCUUUCUGUAUUGAUCUACUGCAAAGUCUUUUCCUUCCAAAACUACUGAUUCUUCUUCUUUUUUAAAUCACUGUAUGCUCUUUACCCAUUUGUCAUUAAUAGACUGCUCCAAACACUUAGCAUUUGAAUUAUGUCACACCCAGCAUCUGCUUUCAGUUUAAUUUCUUCUUAACGUUUUAGAUCCCUUUUUCUUAUUUAUACUUGCAGAAAAUAGUAUUUUUGGUUGAGGUUAUUUUAAGGUGGCCUUGAAACAAAUCCUAGGCUUCCUCUUUUGUUCGGCGGCACGUGUUCCCUUGAGCUCACACAUCCAGGGUCUACCAAAAUCAAUCUCACAGCCCCAUGUAAAACUCGCAAGUGCCUGACGAUUUAUCAUGACUUCUGCAUGAUGUCUGUUUUGCCAGGGAACCACAGGGCUUCUUCUGCCCUCCCAGGAGCUCCCAACACUCUUGUUUCUACUGAAGCGAUUGCUCUGUGUCACCAUUUUGGUUCAUCGUCUACCUCAGUGGAAUGUAAAGAUGUAGUUAAGUUCCAGUCAGAUCUGCUCUCUCAGCAAGCAAGGGGUGGAUAGAACAGCAUCCUGCUGUGUGUAAACUUUCUAGUCCACUCAGAAUUGUCCAGCUAGUUUCCUUGUCCUCCCCUAAGUCAGGUAGAAGAGUUUUAACACAGGGAGUGGGACUGGUUUUUGUUUGUUGUUAUCUUGGUUUUGUUUUGUUUUUCUCUCAUUUUAAAUGAAAAGAAUUCUCCAAUCCUUUGUUUUCACAGGUGGGAUGUAACCGUACAGGAAUUACUUGAGAAUGCGUAUGUAGCUAACAAGUCCUUAGGAACACGUAUGUACAGUUCCCCUAGUUUCCAUGUGGAAAUUCUCCAACAAACUGAGAAAUGUGUUGCCUGUUUGCUUUGAAGUCUGGCACACUAAAAAAAAAAAAUCUUCCUACCAUGCACGGAAUUCCAAGACUUUCACAGCUUUCUGUGAACGUGGUCAGGCAUAAGAUGGAUUUUUCUCAUCUGUCUAACCACGCCUGCUGGAUUGUCAGUCUACUUCAACCAGGCCCUGGAUUUUCCCAAUCUGAACUCUCCUAUUUCAGUUAAUUUGGAUGACUCUAGCCCUGUCUAGAGAAUAGGUUGUGCUUAAGGAGACCAAGUUGAAAAUGUGGGCUAAACAGCCAUUGCUAGAGAAGGGAAGAGGACGAAGGUUUGGCUUGGACCAUAGAUUUCCGCCUUUCACUAAGUCUUUAAAGGGCAGUGGAGAUGUCUGUCCUUGGAAUGGAAGGAAGAGUCUGUUCAGCAGAUCAGGUAGGGCUAUGCUGUGGAAGGCCACAGCAGCAGCAGAGGGGAGCUGUUCCCCCUGCGAUUCACCUGUGAAUAGAGACAAAGCGUGUAGAAGGAUGACUUUGAGUAGAACUCUGGGAAGACUGUUAGAUAUGAUCACUGUCAUUCUCCUUGGCCCUGGGGAUAUUUGCUCAGUCUGCAUGCAGGGUGUGUGACCUAGGCGACCAGUCCUUGCUCUCAGAUGUGUAAUGUCCUGGAUACAUAUUGUGACCCAGGGAACUGCAGUGCUGAUGGAGCUCCAUCUGUACUGAUAACCAUACUUUUCUGUCCUUAGGUGCAGUUGAUGGUAAGGCUGGGCCUGCCUGGAGCAGAGAACCCAGAGCCUGCAGGAAGGAUGUGGUCAGGAGCUGCUGUGUGAGGAACUCAGUGUUACGGCUGACCUUUGUAGACAUAUUGUCUAACAAUUCUCUUCAGCCUGCACCAUGUGUGGAUGGGUGUUUCUUUCUCCUAGAAGGUUCAUAGCAGAGAUGGAUGUUGUCAGAUAAUCUGUGCCUAGUUAAUUUGUUGGGAACCUUUGAUAAAUUGUCUGGGCUACUGGCAUACAAUUGAGCAUUCAACAGAUUAGCAUAUCUAAGUAGUAAGUUUACAAGUUGAAGAACUUAAACUGAUAGGGUCAGCUGUCUGACUUCCAGUGGGUAAUUGGCAGCACCCAGUUACUGGCUUAUUAACUGCACGAUUGAUAUAACUAGUUGCACAGUAGUACAUGGUAUCAAGAGUUCACUUUUAAAGGCCCCUUCCAUGCCUCAUGCUGAAGGCCUUUAAGGGUUUCCUGACAGGCAGACUGUUUCUUUUGGUUCCAUGUCGUAUAUUUCCUUGGACUGUGCCCUAUGAUAUUUGCCCUUCCCUUAGUUCUUCUGUCUCUGACCUUUGAAUAAAAUGGUCCUGGGAAAAAGACUUUCAUUGGUUUUAUAGUUUUGAACACUUUAAAUCUGCCUUUUGGGGAAAGGAUGGGUGUUCGUGAUUUUUCUACCGGAAGGGUGGACUGGAAAACCCUUCAAGCUUCGUGACCACUGCCCUUUAUUUGGUUAGGCAGGCUUAUAGAAGGAGGGAAAAAGGGCUUCCUGUUUAAAUUAGAAAACUUUACCCCUCCCCAACAAUUAUAGUGAUCUGAAAUGGUCUGAAGAAGUUGGUUUUGCUUCAGUUUUUCUUCUUGUGUGUCAGGGUGCUUUGCCAACUAUAAUUGAGUACAUCUCUGGUUACCGUUACUUUAACAAGGGAACUGUGUUGUAGAUGUGAGUAUUGAGUGGGAGGAAGAAAUAAAGUUUUAGUCUGGGUUAUAGGUUAAGUUAGUAAUAAUUAUUUUUGUUGAGAACAACUAAGAUGUAUACCAUACACACUUGUUAUUGCUCUCCUCCCCUCUCUCCCCUGCUCUCCUCUCUCGUUCUCUUUUUUUUCUCUCCUCUAAGUAGGGCUAUAGUUCAGGGGCUUUGGAACAUCUGGAACAACUUAACAACUAUCACAGAGACAGUGACACCUUCCAAAAUCAAAACCACUUUAGGAUUUCCAUUUAUAUUUGUGCAAUUAAAACACGACUAGUGGAUGGUUGUUGGUAAUUGCCAACCUGACGACUCCAGAGUCUCCUGGGGAUACGGGUCAGAGCAUGCCUGUGAGGGGCCCUCUUAGUUGGUUGAUGGAGGUGAGACCCAUCUUUUUAAUUACAAGAAUGUUUACAUGUAUGCGGGUGUUUCCAUGUAUACACGGUCUUUGUACCAUAUAUGCUUGGUGUUCACAGAGGCCCAAAGAAGGUGUUGAUUCCUCAGAACCAUAGAGACACUGGUGGUUGUGAUCUGCCACAUGAGUGCCGGGAGUUGAAUCCCAGCCCUCGGGAAGACCGUCUAGUGCUUUAUAAAUCCUGAACCAUUUCUUCAUUCCUGGAAAGACCCAUCUUAAUUGUGAGCAGAACCAUUUUCUGGACAGGGAGUUUUGGGUUGUGUACAGUGGGCAAAGUGAGCCGAGUGUCCUCUCCAUUUCUUGACUGUGCCCGUCGUGUGACUAGCUCACAGGAGCUCCUGAGGUUGUGAAUCCCUUGCUGUGUCAGACUGUAACCUGGGACUGUAGGCCGGAGGAAACACUUCUUUAGGUUGUAUUUGUCAGAGUAUUUCUUAUUAUAGCAACAAGAAAAGAAACUAAGACAAAAACAUUAAAAAGACUUGACUCAUAAAACAUCUCUCCCAAGUUGCAGGAGGUCCUCACAGCACCUUUGCGUACCCUCAAGGUAUUGCCAAGGAUUGUGGAAGACUCAGGAAACUGGGCUGUUCACAUUGGACAUUGGGGGUUCCCCCAUCAAACAAGGAGAGCAGAUGGAGCUCAGCUUGCUUGUCACUUCUCCAGCUUCAUCAGGUCUUUUCCCUACUACAUUAGAGUCUGAUUGGAGUUUUCAGGAAAUUAAAGGUUGGAGUUUUGAUUCAUGAUCAUUUCCUGGUUUUACAAUACUGGGAUUUUGCAGUUCUGGUUUUAUAAGAUCUGAGAUUGAACUCAGAUCCUCUCCACUGACUGAGCUCUCUCGAUAGCCCAGAAGAGCUUUUUUCAUUCAAUCUUUAAAAAAUGGUGUCAUAUGAUGUUCAUUUCAUUAAGUCAACAAAGGGAGGGCUUUUUUUUUUCUUUCUUUUUUUCGGAGCUGGGGACCGAACCCAGGGCCUUGCACUUCCUAGGCAAGCGCUCUACCACUGAGCUAAAUCCCCAACCCCGGAGGGCUUUAUCUUUAAUGUUAUGAUAAGACCGCCAAUUCAAACCAAAGUAUAAUUAUGGCAGGUAGAAAUAACUCGGGAAAUCUUUCAAAUACUCUAGCAUGUAACCAGUCAUUUUCUAACUUACCAGAAGAGGAAACGGAGCGAGGGUUGUAAGCCUGGAGAGCUCAGCCUGAAGACGCGCCUGCAGCUAGGAAGGUGUGCCUACGUGUGUGGUGUUCAUGGCUUCACUCUGUGCAUAGAGCUGUGUUCAACAGUGCAGCCUCUGGACUGGUUCAGAUACUGUUGUAGCAAAGGCCAUACCUUCCUGUCCUUAGAAAGCUGAGAGUUGGUCCACCACCUUCCCACGUGGCUGAGUCACUACCGUAUACAUUUCCAUGGUGGCCGUUUUGUGUUCUGGGUGCUUUCUCUAAAGACAGAGCCAUGGCAUCCUUGAAUGGAGGAGGAGUUGAAGACAUUUAGGGUCUUCCUUCAGGUCAGAAGCAGAGAGUUCAGCUGCCUCAGCCUAGCGGUUCCAUUUCAGAACCAGAUCCAGUGCCUGGGGCUCUUGACUUGUGAAUACUUUUCUUUUCAUGUUGGUAGAGUCAGAAAAUGUCACGAUACCAAAUUUAGCAUGGCAAACUAUUUAUCUAGCUGCUUUUCUUAGAUUAGAACAUAAACUUGUCUUAGGUUUUGGCUGCUGCAGACAUUUUGAUUUCUCUCUGUUCAACAGUCGCUGGAUCCCUUCCCCUGAAUGAUUGACAGUGACCUUCAGCCUAAUUUAUAUAGCAGUGAAGACUUGGUAUUUGGCUGAGAACACUUUGUGGCCGCUGCCAUCGGCCCUUCCCCCAUCCUUUUCACUGAAUGGUAACUCUGCCUGUGAAUUCCUUGUCCGGCAUGGCAGUUGUACUUAACCCAGGUAGUCUCAGAUGAUUCUGGAACCCAGAAGGUUCACCAGCCCUGUACCUGACCUACAGGGUGGAAAGCAGUAUGCUCAUAUGGUGAGAUUAGCAGAAGGCAUGGUGAGAAUUGCUGGAGAGAGGUCCUGUUUCUUGGUGAUUUAUAGGAUCCACCUCCUGACUCCCAGGCAGAAAUGGAAAGAGGAAGGAUGCCGUUGUGCAGCCAGGGUGUCUGCUUUCAGACCUGGCAGUGCAAGAUAGAACCCUGUGUUUUGAUUGAAGCUUUUCAGCCUUGUCCUGGAAAAGUUCAAAAAACCCUUUAUUCCUCUCAGCCUGGACCCAGCAGAUGGGAUGGCAGUAAAAAGGGGUGUUAAACCAUUGCAGGCCUUUGAGUUGAUUCUGUAAGGUCCCUGCAGCCAUGCCAUGGCUGUCCUGCCCAGUUUGUUUUUCCUGGUACCCAGCACAACGCUGUGCUUCUUGUUGACUGCAAUCAUGUUUACUCUUUGCUCUUCUAUUAGUUCUGGGAACCUUGAAAGUCACUCUGUACCGGUGUUUGGGCUCUUGUUCCCCAUUUCCACGCUUCUGUCUUUGGAUUUGUCUCGAAGAAUAAUGUCUUGGUGGUUCUUGUAAAUAUAAUUUUUGCACUGCAGUUUUACCUAAUCAAAUCACCUUGUUUUCAAAACUCAUAUUUUAUGUAUAAGACUGCUUGAAGUAAUUGUGAAUUCAUUAUCUUAAACAUACUAUUAUUUCUUUAAUAACUGUUCCAGAACAACCUCAGAAGCAUUGGCAGGUGCCCACAGCCAUGAUGAAUGGCAAGCUUAGGUUUUAGAGUUAGCCACACUGACCUGAUAUUGACCAAGUAUCUGAAGAGGAUUUAGAAAUGGGAAUUGUGAAGAACCUGACUCGUGAGUGUUCUGUGGAGACUAAGGUCACCAUAGUGAUGCAAAGUGAUGGUGUAAUACAUGGCACAAUGUAGGACACACCUACAAAACUUCCUUUUUCUUCAUUACUAGUGGUUUUUUGUAAUUUUCUUUUAAUAUGGACCAUGGCAGCUUGGAUUGGGGCUGAUAUGUGCAAUGUUUCUAGAGAUAUUUAAUACCUUUGUUCUCUUUCUUUCUCAAGUUCAAAGCUGUCCCGAGAAUGCCUGCCAGCUUACGUUUCCUUUCUUCCCUUGGUCCAUCUUGUUUCUGAUUGUUUUAGCAUCCAUUGUUCAUCUUUACUCCCUGAUGCAGCUAUGCAUGGGCCUGCCUCUUCCUUAAUUGCACCCUAAGUCUCCAGAAUCCCAAGGUUUGUAUGUCUGGGCAGUUUUAGCUAUGGCUGGAUUGAUGCAGCAGUAAAGCAGACAGAUUGGAUUCCUACUUUCUUUACUGGGAAUUGUUCCCCCUCACACCCUGGUACCUAAUAAAAACCACCUUAUAAUGAGGCAUAGACGUUUUCCAUGGUAUACUAAAAGAUGAGCGCUGCUCACGCUUGGGUUAUGCUUCUAGGUAUGAUUUCUUCCUUCUACGUUCCGGGACUUUAAUGUUAAGUAAAUGAGUACUUGCCCCACAGUUGGGGAACAAGCAAGGGAAUGGUGGUGCCGCCUUUGAUCCUAGUACUCAGAGGGCAGAGGCAAGUGGAUCCUUGUGAGUUUGAGACCAGCCUGGUUUACAAAGAGAAUCCCAGGACAGCCAGGUCUAUACAGAGAAACCCUGUGCCAACAAAACAAAACAAACAAAACAAAACAAUCAACCAAACAAAAAAAAUCUAAGAAACCUUAUAGGGUUGGAGAAGAGUUUUUCAUGAAUUGCAUAGGUAAGUCCUUGCUCAGUGAUCCCUGUGAUCCUUAAAAAAGGGACCUUUUCUAGUCCUUUAAAGUGUAGGACCCUAAUAGCCUCACAUCAUAGGGAAUCAUUUAACGUCUGUUUCAUAAGCAAGGCACCCUUGUGGGCGAUACUAAUAUGGAGUUAACUGCUCUAGUUGACCAUGAACCUGGGAGAGAGGGGCCUACAAUAGAGGUGGGCUAAAGUCUCAUGCAAUAGCCAACUUUAUUUGGAGCAUCAGACAGUUUAGACUCUUGAGGGAGAAUCACCAGUAUUCAGUCACAAGGACAGGCUGUAAGUAGCUAAAACAUGUUUCUCCACAGAGGCGUGUGAAUAACAACACCUGAAAUAAACUCACUCCUAUCUGCAACAUCCGGUCGGAGCGCCAAAGCACAGUUCUGUGUUCUGAAGAAAACUAAGGUCAUCAUACCCUUGUUUUCUUGGAACUUUUUCAUAAGCACUCAGGAUUCCCUUCCAUAACUACAUUCUUGGACUGUGGUCCAACAGUUGAAUUUUUCUUUAAAAUGUCUUGGCUAUAUGUCUCUUGGGUGGAGUCUGAAUGAUCAGAAUGGCCUCCAGUUCUAUCCCAUCAUGCUCCCACUUCCACAUGGACAGAAUUUUUGCCAUCUCAGCACUUAUGAGUUAACGUGUCUGGUGGCUUUGUAUAGCUUCCAGUCUUGGUGUUCCCAGGCCCCUUCCUGCUAAAGCACUAGUGUCUACCACUGACUCCAGUUCUGCCUUAUUCUGUGUCUCAACUGCAGCUGAUCUAAAUGCUUCCUCUGCUCCCUGACAAUAAAAUGUUACUUACAGCAUCCUACCUGACCGUUCCUAUGUGUGCUUUUCAUGCUCCUCUCCCUGAGAACUUUAAACAGUGGAUUUCCUCAGAUGCCUUCUUUCCCCAGUUGACAUAACUCUUCAAGGUUACCUCUUUUGGUUCCAUGACUUAAGCACUUCAUAGACUGUCAGAGUCUACAGUUCUACUGCAUUUGAGCAGAUCUCAGAUACUACUAAUAAGAAGCAUCGGAAAGGAAGAAAAGAGCAAAGUAACUAACUAACUAACUACCUAACAACUAUAUUAUUAGUGGCUGUGCUGCCAUUUAACAAUAGGUAGGUAGGUCUCAUUUAACAAUAUCACAUUUGUGGUAAACGCACAAUGCAAAAUCAACGGGUAUAAUUUUCUUAGCACACAUUAAAUGCCGUUUCCAGAGUAUGUGUCCCGUGUGUCAUGUAAGCAGUCUUCCCAGGAACGGGCAAAUAAGGUGUGAUAACUUUGUCUAAGCAAUGAGCAGGUUCCCAAUUCUCCUCUCCAGAUAGGAGAAGUCUUAUUGCUGUGUAGAUUAAAUAGAGUUAGCUGGCCCAUGAGGCAUAGCUAUUCAACUAGUAGGUCUUCCGAUGGUGCCAGAGUUUGGGGAUUUAUUUAAUUUAAGGUUGUUCCAGCUACCUAAGUACGCACUGUGACGUGGGCCCUGGACAUUGCUGUCUUCCCCACUUUGCCCAGUGUUGAAAUUGUCCUGUCGAUUACCCGUUUCUGGUAUUGUUUAACAUACUAGUGGGUCGUUUUGGUGGUUUUUUUCCCAUCUCAUUUAUUUAUCCUCCAUUUCUUCUACAGCUUCAAAAUUGCUUUUGAGAGCUCUGGGACCUGUAAGAGUCUUUGCCAAACUUUGAAAUACAGUUUUCCUGCAGCAGAUCCAAAGUUAACAAAAAGACAUGGGAAUAAUUCCAUUAAAUCGUCUCAUCUGCCAACAUAUGUGUUCCUGCUCCCCCUGUUCUCCUGGGCUUUCUAAAAAGACUUCUAAGUGGUUGAAAAUGUGCGCUUGGUAGACCGAGUGUCUUGUAAAAAAGCAGCGCUGGGAACUUUGUAUCUGACGGCCACUCACGUCAUAUUCGUGGAAAAUGCACCCGACACAAGGAAAGAAACCUGGAUACUUCACAGUCAGAUCUCCACCAUUGAAAAGCAGGCGACGACAGCUACGGGCUGCCCUCUACUCAUUCGCUGCAAGAACUUUCAGAUUGUACAACUUGUCAUACCGCAGGAGAGAGACUGCCACGACGUGUAUGUCUCUCUGAUACGCCUUGCGCGGCCAGUGAGAUACGAGGAGCUAUACUGCUUUUCCUUCAACCCCAAGCUGGAUAAGGAAGAACGAGAGCAGGGCUGGUUGCUGGUUGACCUGAGUGAAGAAUACAAGCGAAUGGGCCUCCCGGAUAAUUAUUGGCAGCUCAGCGAUGUGAAUAGAGACUACAGAGUUUGUGACUCUUACCCCACGGAACUGUAUGUCCCCAGAUCGGCCACAGCACACAUCAUCGUGGGCAGCUCCAAGUUCCGGAGCAGACGGCGAUUUCCUGCCCUUUCCUACUACUGCAAAGAAAGCCAUGCCUCCAUCUGCAGGAGCAGCCAGCCCCUUUCCGGCUUCAGUGCUCGGUGCCUGGAGGAUGAGCAGAUGCUCCAAGCCAUCAGGAAAGCCAAUCCCAGAAGUGACUUCAUUUACGUCGUGGACACGAGGCCUAAACUUAAUGCAAUGGCAAAUCGUGCUGCAGGGAAAGGCUAUGAGAAUGAAGACAAUUAUUCCAAUAUCAAGUUUCAGUUUAUUGGGAUAGAGAACAUCCACGUCAUGAGGAACAGUCUUCAGAAAAUGCUGGAAGUAUGUGAACUUAAAUCUCCAUCCAUGAGUGAUUUCCUAUGGGGGCUCGAGAACUCAGGCUGGCUGAGGCAUAUCAAAGCCAUCAUGGAUGCAGGGAUCUUCAUUGCAAAGGCAGUUUCAGAGGAAGGGACAAGUGUGCUUGUCCACUGUUCUGACGGUUGGGACAGAACGGCCCAGGUGUGCUCGGUGGCAAGCCUGCUGCUGGACCCUUACUAUCGGACUCUGAAAGGAUUCAUGGUGUUAAUUGAAAAGGACUGGAUUUCCUUUGGACAUAAAUUUAAUCAUAGAUAUGGCAAUUUAGACGGUGACCCAAAAGAAAUCUCUCCAGUAAUUGACCAGUUCAUCGAGUGUGUCUGGCAGUUAAUGGAACAGUUCCCUUGCGCCUUUGAGUUCAAUGAGAGGUUUUUGAUUCACAUUCAACAUCAUGUUUACUCCUGCCAGUUUGGGAACUUCCUGUGUAAUAGCCAGAAGGAGAGACGAGAACUCAAGAUUCAAGAAAGAACUUACUCUUUGUGGUCGAACCUGUGGAAGAAUCGGGCUGACUACCUCAAUCCUCUGUUUAGAGCUGACCACAGUCAGACCCAGGGGAGCCUUCAUCUGCCUACAGCUCCAUACAACUUCACAUAUAAGUUUUGGAAUGGGAUGUAUAACCGCUUUGAAAAGGGGCUGCAGCCUCGACAGUCUGUUACAGAUUACCUCAUGGCUGUGAAGGAGGAGUCCCAGCAGCUGGAGGAAGAACUGGAGUCCCUAGAAGAAAGGCUGGAAAAAAUUCAGAAAGUCCAUUUAAAUGGCGCCAAAGUGAAGAGUAAGCAAAGUGAACCCAGCAAACACUCGGGGUUUUCUACCUCAGACAACAGCACAGCCAACACUCCUCAGGAUUACAGUGGGAACAUGAAGUCCUUCCCAUCCAGGAGCCCCUCCCAGGGUGAUGAAGAUUCUGCUCUGAUUCUAACCCAAGACAAUUUAAAAAGCUCAGACCCCGAUCUUUCAGUGAAUAGUGAUCAAGAGUCUGGGGUGGAGGAUUUGAGCUGUCGGUCUCCCAGUGGUGGUGAGCAUGCACCCAGUGAAGACAGCGGCAAGGACCGGGACUCUGAUGAAGCUGUGUUUCUCACUGCCUGAAGUUUCCCUUUGGAGUUCCAAAGUAAAAGACAAACACUUUCAAAUUAAGGGGAAAGUGCAAUUCGUAAUAAAAAUGUUGAGAAAUGGCAAGUUCCAUCCAGAACCAUGAAAUUAGAGCUGCGAAAAUGAACAAAAAAUAACAAUGCUUUAUCAAUAGCCAGUUGUUUUAUCACAGUAUAAUAAAGACUGAUCACCAUUCCCGAGGCUCAUCAGACUAUGAAAAUGAUAUUCACUACAAAGGACGUCUCUUCCCCUAAGGUUGUCCAGACAAGGCUUCCCUGGCACAGCAGCAUGUCUCUGCUUCUAAAGCCCUCCUCUCUUGUCUCUCAUACCUGUUAAUGUUUGCAGUUUUCUUUUCACUUCCAGAUAUGGUUUGCGUUCAGAGACAUUUGACAUUUCCUUCUGCCUUUACCCAUAUUUUAAAAUAUAAGUACUGAAUACCUCUUUCUGUUAAUAAAUAUAUUCCUAAAAAGCUUUGAAAUUAA
This is a messenger RNA of Rattus norvegicus (Norway rat), 15813 nucleotides long. RefSeq names its product myotubularin related protein 7 (gene Mtmr7). The record is from RefSeq and is a predicted model, not a curated record. Gene Ontology annotation, molecular function: phosphatidylinositol phosphate phosphatase activity; protein tyrosine phosphatase activity. Gene Ontology annotation, biological process: phosphatidylinositol dephosphorylation. NCBI's taxonomy places the organism in Eukaryota, Metazoa, Chordata, Mammalia, Rodentia, Muridae. Gene Ontology annotation, cellular component: cytoplasm; endomembrane system.